Emiliania huxleyi CCMP1516 is the source of this 606-nucleotide messenger RNA. RefSeq lists its product as hypothetical. NCBI's taxonomy places the organism in Eukaryota, Haptophyta, Isochrysidales, Noelaerhabdaceae. The transcript has a single exon. The record is from RefSeq and is a predicted model, not a curated record. Bases 1 to 606 code for a protein of 201 amino acids.
AUGCCUGUGCUGGCGUGGCUCGCUGCUGUGCCAAGCCGCUCGCCUCUAUUUGCUAGCACCAGCAGCUGCCCCGAAUGCGACCUCUCUGGUCUCGGCUUCACGCCGUGGGCCAGCGGCUCAAAACCCUUUUCCUUGGCAGAGUGGCGGGCUCUCGUUCCAGAGCCACACGAUCAGAUCAAUGGCAGGGUCCCGCCAGGCAUCCCGAUUCCCACAAACUCGACGCGACUCAGCGCACAGUUGGUCAAUGACGUGUGCUUCGUCAACUGGUGGAUUCCAGGGCGGCCGCGGGGGUACCGCACUCCCAUUCACGUCCACCCGCGGCCACAGACAGUGUGCGUCGUCAGCGGCGCAGUCAUGACCAUCGCUGAUGGUAUGCCGGAUGAGCUCCACACAGCGGGCGAAUGCUACUUGAUGCCAGCGAUGACAAAAAUGGUGAACCUGGCCGUCGGAAAUGGCAGCGACGGCAUGGGCUAUACCGAUUUUGAUACCUUUCGCGUCCCGCUUGGCGAGCCCGAGUGGGUGGUAGUUGAGCCGGGCCCGAUUUUGGCGGCGCAGGACCUGCAGUUCGUGCGAGACUGGCAUAACUCCUCGAGCUGUACCAUGUAA